CUCUGCUGUGACAUUGCCUGCUUAUUGUAUCUUACUUCCUCUUUCCUAAGUAGAAGUGAAAGAGAGGGAGCAAAGCUGUUCGUCUGUGCCUUCAAAAUCCUACAGUGAUGUAUUACCAGGUGAAAUCCUUUACAAGGAAGCCCCCACCAAUAUACUAAGGAUGCUGAUGAGGACAUUCUGCCAGUAAGACGUUUGUCUCAGUUUGCAAUGUAUAGAUUUCAACACAAUUCAGCCAUCAAGUUAUAUAUUCAGGUCAGUGAUGAAAAACUACCCUAAUUGUAGCCUGGAAGAAGUCAGUACGAGCACUGACAUAAUGUCAAGGCACAGCUAAUUUUAGCUCCCAUGCUUUGCUGUCUCCUUAUUGUGACCCACAACAGGAGAAUCUCCAUGUUGCAGAAGCACCUAGAGCCCAACUACAAGGAUAUGCUGAAGUUCUUGUCUUGUAAGAUUUGAUGAAAUCAGUCAAUGUACUGCAAUGAACCAUUAUCAACAAGGAUGUACAGGACCGACAGUUUUCUUAACUGGAGACAUAGCUUCACUCCUUGUGAAAUGACCUCAACCUGAGGGCCCCAAAGCUGAAAAAAAGGUGAAAUCAAAGCUGAGCAUGGCUAUGAACAGAAUAUUCAAGUGUUUUAUCAUCUUCCUUAUAUUGGCAUGCAUUGCAGGGAUAUCUGUGUUCUUCAAAUUGUCACUAAGAUUCAACUUCUCAACUAUUCAUUUCAAUAUUCCAUCAAAAAUAUGUCUACCAGUAAAUAACAAUUAUGAAAGCAACAGAAGUAACUCUGUAAUUAAGGCAGACAACCAGUUACAAAAUGUCAAAAAAUAUACGGGUAUGUGGACAGUAGGUACCAAUGGGAGACUUGGUAACCAGAUGGGAGCAUUUUCAUCUUUGCUUGGAUUGGCAAAUAUUAAUGGACAUCAGCCAUAUAUAGAACAGCAUAUGUAUAACUAUUUGGCACCUUAUUUCCAGAUUACUGUUCCUCUCAUUCAUAAUGAAGUGGCCAACAAAAUAAAAUGGAAACAUUACUGGCUUCAUGACUGGAUUUCUCCAGAGCACAAAAAGAUUGAGGGGGAAUUUGUCAAGUUCUCUGGCUAUCCAAACUCCUGGACAUUUUACCAUCAUAUUAGAGAUGAAAUCAGGAAGCAAUUCACUGUUCAUGAAUUCAUCAGAGAGGAUGUCAAUAGCUACCUUCAGAAGAUCAAAGGUAUGCGUAAAAAUGUGACUUACAUUGGGGUCCAUGUUCGUAGAGGGGAUUAUGUACAUGUCAUGCCAAACACUUGGAAGGGUGUGGUUGCUGAUCGUGACUACCUGGAGAAGGCAAUGAAGUAUUUUAGAGACAAAUAUCAAGAGCCUGUCUUUGUGAUAACAAGUGAUGGUCUGGACUGGUGUAAAAGCAACUUGGAUAACUCCAGAGGUGAUAUUUACUUUCCAGGAGAUGUUACAUCAAGCACUCCAGCAGUAGAUUUGGCAAUGCUUAUUCACUGCAAUCACACCAUCAUGACCAUUGGAACAUUUGGGUUUUGGGCUGGGUACUUAACAGGUGGAGAAGUCAUCUACCUUGAUAAGUACGUACUUCCUAAUUCUCCAUUCCUGAAUGUCUUCAAGUAUGAAGCCUUUUAUCUUCCUGAAUGGAUAGGCAUCCCUGCUAAUUUGUCAACACUUCAAAAGGCAGAAUAACAGAAACACUAAAAUAUGUGUCUGUCCUCAAGAUAAUGACAGUAGCAUAUAAAUGAACACUCCACAUGCUGCAUAUUUUUGUUUUAAAAAUCCUUAGGUAUUUAUUUGGUCUUACUUUUUCUAAGGGGUAAACGAUUAAUCCUCCAGCCAAUAUACAGACUACUAAGAGGAAGCUGGUUAUCUAAAAUAUGAAAAAUAAAUAUUUUUGUAAACAAUAAGAUGUGAUAAAAUGUACAAUUAUGUUUUUUGGGCAUGUUAUUCAGGACAAUCACACUUUCAAAACAUUUUAUGUUAGCAUUUACACUUGUUUGACUGCAAAAGUCAGAACAAAUGUCUUUUUAAAAGUAUGACAUAAUGGUUGACUCAGAUCAUUUCAGGUCUAUAGUAAUAUUUCACUCCAUCACUUACACUGGUGAAUGAAUGAAUGAUUGCUCACAUAAAAAAAAGUCUAUCUCCACACACACACACACACACACACACACACA
Protopterus annectens (West African lungfish) is the source of this 2163-nucleotide messenger RNA. RefSeq names its product galactoside alpha-(1,2)-fucosyltransferase 2-like. The transcript is spliced from 7 exons. The coding region runs from base 605 to 1678 and encodes 357 amino acids. Gene Ontology annotation, biological process: carbohydrate metabolic process. Gene Ontology annotation, cellular component: membrane. Lineage: Eukaryota; Metazoa; Chordata; Ceratodontiformes; Protopteridae. The record is from RefSeq and is a predicted model, not a curated record. Gene Ontology annotation, molecular function: galactoside 2-alpha-L-fucosyltransferase activity.